Molecule: messenger RNA, 3317 nt
Organism: Periophthalmus magnuspinnatus
Lineage: Eukaryota; Metazoa; Chordata; Actinopteri; Gobiiformes; Gobiidae
Gene: cacng6b
Product: calcium channel, voltage-dependent, gamma subunit 6b
Exons: 5
Coding region: 234-1052 (272 amino acids)
Biological process (GO): regulation of calcium ion transmembrane transport via high voltage-gated calcium channel
Cellular component (GO): membrane; L-type voltage-gated calcium channel complex
Molecular function (GO): calcium channel regulator activity
Source: RefSeq, a predicted model, not a curated record
CGCUCCUUCUGAUUAAGUUUCAAGCGUCUCUUCCUUCAGAGCUGAGCACCGCACGCCAGUCCAGGCACCGGGACAGGAAACAGACGUCGGCUCUGCUCACAAACCCAAUUUAGCAUUACCCUUUAUAAACUGUCCUUUUCAAUUCUUCACUACAUUUAGAGACUUGAUUGUUUUAGCACAUCGUCUCUCCAGUGCCCAGCCCUCGGCCUUCUCCGGGCCUGUCACAGAUCGGCAUGUGGUCCAACUUCUUUGUGCAGCAGGACGAGGAUGGGCGCAUCGGGGUGGCGGGGGCGGGCACAGCGGGGGGAUUGGGGGGUUUGGGGGGUUUGGGGGGGGUAAAGGGCGGCAGGACGCCGAGGCGGGGCCACAAGAUGAGCGACAGCAUGGAGGGAAAGAUCAAACUGGCCUUUUUCGUGGCCAUCAUCGGGGUGACCCUCACGGUGCUGGGCAUGGGCACAGAGUUCUGGGCGGAGCUGUCCCAGCCAAAGACUUUGAGCGGGAACCAGACGUGUCAGAUGGCCCACUACGGCCUGUGGAAGGGCUGCAUCCGUACACUGUGGGUGUCCGACAUCGACCCCGAGAGGACAAGCUGCGGGCCGCCCGAGCUGCCUGGAGAAUCAAACUGCACCUAUUUCAAGUUCUUCACAUCUGGGGAAAACGCGGUCAUCUUUAAGAAGACAACAAACAGAAAUCUGAACCUGGCGGCCGCGGUCCUGGCUCUGCUCAGUCUGACCAUGAUGGUGAUGGGCUCCAUCUGCAUCGGGAUGUCCCUGAGCAAAGGAGUGUCCUUCUUCCUCAAACCAGCCGCGUUCUGCUUCAUCCUCUCAGGGGUGCUGGUCCUGCUCUCAGUUCUCAUCUUCCACCAGUCCGUCUUGGCGUUACUGUCCAGCGAUCACUCCAUCCCCACCAGUCACAAGCUGUCCUGGUCCGUGGCGUGCGUGGGGUCGGCCGGAGCCAUCCUCAUCUUCGCCGGGAUCCUCUUCAUCCUCCUGUCCCUCCCCUACAGCCCCUGGCAAAAGUGUUUCCCUCAUAAAGACAGCGGUGCCACUUAGCGCUCAACAAGUUUAGAUUUUGUAUUGUCUAAAAGUGAGUGAGAACGUGCACAGUAAACAUAUAUAUCCAGCCUCUCUUAAAGCUCCACUGUGUAACCUUUCUGGUCACCUGCUCGUUUCCGUAUAGACGUUAUUGAUUUGCGAGAAACUUAUUGCAUUUUCUUGAUUGCAGAAGUACCUUUAAGAGCCCAUAUUACGGUGUUUUCUGAUCUAUGUUGUAAUAUCGUUUCCUCAUCUCAAACACACCUGCAGAAAACACUUCGUUCCACCUCGUGAUGUCAUCAUGUGCUAAAACAUUGAAGUGCUCCACUGUGUUUUUAAACUCCACACACCUUCACUAGAAUCAUUUGGAUCAUUUCAAACCUGGAAUUGACAACGUUUACUGAAAAAAAGGUUAAAUGUAGCUGAAAACGUGAAACAUUAAUAUGAAAACUACCUAUUCAUGACAUCACAAGGUGGAACGGAGCAUUUUGAGCUUUGGAAAUUGAGACAGACUAAUAAUAAAACGUUACACAAACGUGUGUGAUUGGUCAAAACACAACUCCAGGUCGGUUUUUGAGGAGGUAACUCUAUUAUAACGUGGCUUAAAGCUCAAAAGAAUCAAUUUUGUGUAAUAUGGGACCAGUGGCACCACCGAGUUUAAUGCCAUACUGUGGAACAUUGUUGUCAAAAAGCAAUAACACCUCAAUGGAGACGAGUAGAUUGUCUCUCCACCAGAAAAGUUACACAACGCACUUUUAAAAUGACUUAAAUUCAGGAUAUUCAUCUUGAUUUUUUUACGCAGUUUGGACUAGUUUAGAUUUGACCGUUUUUGGCGUCAAAUUCGACGGUUUCAACACAUUUCUGACGAGAUAAUUUAGCUCGAAAUGGAAGGAAAAUGGAAAUGCCACUGGAAGACGUAACACAUCGAAACCAAAACAUUCUCAAAACGUGAAAUAAGACUAAAAAGCUUGAGUAAUUUGACUUUUUCUCGACUGUGCACUGUCUCAUUCUGCGUUAAAUGUGCCAAGUUCAAACUGUUCUAGGUCUUAAUGGAGUAGCAAUAGAAGAACGUCUCGUACGAAGUGUAUUUCACUCAUUUGAACGGAUCUACUAAUGAUCUACUAUCCUGCCGUUUACUAAUAACAACACACUGCCUAUUCAGGACGAUGUACAUGUAUAUAUUUUGCAAAGGUGCUCAGGAGAAGUCAAUUGAAGUAGGUGGUGUUCACUGACUGUUUUGAAGCUGGCGUAGGUUCAAGAUGGAGGACGGGGGCCUACGGGAGAUUUACGACACGUUAAUAAGUCGUAAUUAACAGAGAAAAUGUCGUAAUUAGAGAUAUUACCCAACGAAAAACCAGAACAAAACGUGAAAUCCUCCCGUAGAUUUCAGAUUUCAGACCCGCUCCUCACCUCAGCAUCGCAGAUUAAGCUAAAGUCAGUUUAAAAACGAACGCCCGACCUGUUCUUUCUACUCGUGGUGGUACAAAAAUGAUGCUUGUUGCUGCUCAUAACAAGGAGGCAGUGACGUGUGUGUGGUACGCUCACUAUUUUAACGGCCCUGCAGCCCUGUGAGCGCCUCUGCUUUCUAAACACUGAGCUAUGUGUUUUAUGACUGAAAUAGAUCUAGGCAUGCUCACUGCUCUUAGCUCUUGCCUCCUGCUUCACACAAAUAUUGAUGUUUGCAGCACCACACUAUGUUUUAUAAACUUUUGACAAGUAAUAGGCCAUUUUGAACUAGUUUUAUUUAUUACUUGUGUGUUAAAGAUGCACUGUGGAACCUUUCUAGUGGAGGUUUUCAGUCCACGAAUCUUUUAUUUACCACUUUUUAUAAUAAACAUGUAGCGCUUUGCAUUAAAUUCUACGCGUUUAUCCAUCUUGAACGGGCUCUUCUGAUGAUUAUUUGCAUGUGAUUGGUCAAGUUACAGGUCAGAUCUGUGGAAAGGAGAGCCUGCGCACAGUAAGAGCGCAUGCAUUUUGAAGUAUUUAUCCUUCUGCAACAAAAACAUCGAACUGAAUCGAUGCAAAAUGGAUGUGUUAAAUGCAAAAGAGACAACACGACAACACCCCCCCCCCCCCCCCCCCCCCCGCCGGAAAAGUUACACAGUGCACCUUUAUUGUGCGAAUGAGUCUUUCUCUUUGAUGAAUGAAAUACCGAUGAAUGAGCCCAUUUUGUAAAGCUUUUGGGGGAACGAACUCGCUUUGUAAUCUCAUCUUUGUACAUAAACGCCGAAAGUGAACAUUUGAUAUCGUUUUGUAGUGUGUCACGAAACUGCUCUGUUUUGC